UUUAAUUCUCUAUGUAUAAUUUUUCUAGUCGGCUUGCUUUGUUAUUCGCCUGACGAUAUCCUAGUGAUAAAGAUGGCAUAUUGCGUUACAGAACUUAUCUUCUCUCCUGCAUCUUAAUUAUCUAUAUCUUAGAUCUAUGAUGCACUUUUUUCAAAUUAGUAUUUUUCCCGUAUUAUUUCUAGUUGUCAGAUGGCAAACGUUUUCAAAUUGCUUGUCUGACUAUGUACGAAUUGCGUAUCUAUUUUAUACGACUUGUAACCUCCUGCACAUGAGUAUAGGCUACUUGAAGCCUCUUGUUUUAUUUAUUUUAUUUCUUGUUUCUGUAUUCAGUUAUUUAUUUAUUUACUUAUUUAUUUAUUUAGUCAUUUGUUAUUGUUUUGUUAAAGUUUGCAAUGAAGAUGUUUAUCUUGGUGGAAAUUUUGGAACUCACAAAGGUACAUUUUCAAGCCCAGGCUACCCUUCAAAGACCUACCCAAAUAAGGAGCGUUGUACGUGGAUAAUCAAAGUCCCACUUGACUACCGUGUGAAGCUCUACUUCAAAGAUUUUGAUGUUGAAUAUUGCUCAACCGAAAAAGAAAAUUGCACCUGUGACUACGUGGAAAUUUCUGAUGGACAACUUCUAAUAGAUAAGCCCCUUGCAAAGUUCUGCGGCAGUGAAAUACCCCCCGAUGUUACUUCCAGUGGAAGAUUUGUCAGAGUUGACUUGGUCACAGACGAACUGAGUACUCGUAAGGGAUUUUUGGCGCAAUUUUACUCUGUUUCACCGGAUGGCGUUACGCCCUCCAGUCUCAAUCUUGAUGCUGAUAAGCACGUAAAAUCUUUACCAACAUCCACCGACCUGCCUGAGAAAGGUGGCAACAGUACUCUCAUGAUCGCUGUCAUGUGCAGUCUUCUUGGUGUCGUACUGAUCGGUUUAAUUCUCCUCUUUAUUUACGUUAAGAAAAACAAACAAGCUCGACAAAACCAACCAAGACGUGCACAGCAACAGUUGACGAGCUCGGUGUCAGGUCAGGUUCCUUCUCACAGGAACCAUUCAGAGCUUCCUCCUCCUCCUCCUCCUUACUCAUCCGUUGUAGCUAGUGCACCUCCUCCUAACACUUCAUCUACCACAAUUCCGGGUCGUCCAAUACACACGUGACCCACCGAGAUUGUGUCAUCAUCGUCACCAUUCCCUGCGAUGUGACUCGUGAUGCCUCAAAAAUCUAUAAUGUCAAGAAGAUAAUUACGACUCCAAAACCACGAGAUGCAGUUCGCUACAUAUGCAAUAGAGUCCUAUAGUUGUUUGGUCAGGGUAAAAAAGCUUCAUGUCAGUUGGCUCAGGACAGUUUUACAAUUAGUCCAUCAGCUGAGAGCCAAAAAAUUUGGGUUUAUGGCUCACUUGAGGGGAACAGCCGAAACAUGUCUUAACUUAAUCUUUGACUAUUAAGCAUCAUAAAAAUGUAUGAUAGCAAGGAUAGAAUGGUAGCUUUCACUUUGUAAAUCCAAUUUUAAAUUUGCCUCUCAUACCUUUGUUUUGCCGCCAUCUUUGAUUUUAAGGGAGGACAACAAAGCUGCUUGUUUUCUUUUAACGUGCACAAAUCGGGUAUCAAAGCAAAUUCAAAACGUAUGGUAACUACAAACAUGAUAUUCCUUUAUUCUAGUGCUGGAA
This is a messenger RNA of Orbicella faveolata, 1648 nucleotides long. RefSeq lists its product as uncharacterized. The record is from RefSeq and is a predicted model, not a curated record. Lineage: Eukaryota; Metazoa; Cnidaria; Anthozoa; Scleractinia; Merulinidae.